Molecule: messenger RNA, 3137 nt
Organism: Homalodisca vitripennis (glassy-winged sharpshooter)
Lineage: Eukaryota; Metazoa; Arthropoda; Insecta; Hemiptera; Cicadellidae
Gene: ast
Product: protein asteroid
Exons: 3
Coding region: 227-2656 (809 amino acids)
Molecular function (GO): nuclease activity
Source: RefSeq, a predicted model, not a curated record
UUAACAAAUCAAACAGGCAGGGGAGGCGAGAAUACAUUCGUGUACUGUACAGACGGAUUUGUAGAUUAGGUUAUGUUAUUUUAAAUGUUUUAAGUUAGUACAGUGUGAAUGAACAAUGGUAAAUGAUAUUAAGUAAAACUAAUAAAAAGUGCGUAUGAAAGAAAUAAGCGGAAAAGUUAAAGUUACUAUCAUCGUGGAACAAGUCAGGAAGAUUUAAUUUGAAGGUAUGGGUGUACGUGGGUUGACAACAUUUGUUAAAAGUCAAGAAAAAAAAUAUUUGAAAAGUUACAAACUACACAACUGCAAGGUAUUGUUGGAUGGAAACAGUAUAGCUUCAAACUUGUUCAUCUGGAGUCACAUAGAAUCAGCAUUUGGAGGAGAUUACGAUAAGUUUGCUAAAUAUGUCAAAGAGUUUUUUAAACUUCUACUAAAAUGUGAGAUAAAUCCACUUGUGGUGUUUGAUGGUGGUUAUGAGAUGAAAAAGUUGAGGACGGUUUAUUCUCGAAUGAAAGACAAAUACAAAUCAAUUCGCCUUGCCCAGCCCCUCUUUGGAUCAGCGAAUUUUCCAUUGUUUAUGAAAUCUGUAUUUCGAGAAGUAUUGGUUGAGUUAAAUAUUCCGUUUGCUCAAAGCGAUUUUGAAGCUGAUGAUGAGCUUGCCGCUUUAGCAAGACAGUUGCAAUGUCCAAUUGUGAGUUAUGACUCAGACUUUUACAUUUAUGAUGUCACGUAUAUCCCAUUACCUACAGUGUGCCUGGAACCUAUUCCACUGCAAAAUAAUAGUUUGGAUAAAAACGGCAAACCCAAGUACUAUCUUGAUUGUAAAGUCUACAAUGUGGACGUUCUCAUCAACAGUUUUGGAGGUCUCGACAAAAGCAUGCUUCCACUUCUCGCUGUUUUAUUGGGAAAUGAUUACAUCAAACGGUCAGUGUUUAAGGCGUUUUAUCAACAUUUGAAAAUUCCGAAAGGAAAAACCAACGCACUUCAGAGACGAAUUAAAGCAGUAAUUGAGUGGUUAAGAAACGAGACCUUUGAAUCUGCAGUUAGAAAGAUAAUAGGCAGAAUGAAACAAAACAGAAGAAAAUAUGUAAUGAAACAAAUUAAGAGAAUUGUUGAUGGGUAUGUUCAAUGUACAAGCAUAUUAAAUGAAUACUUAAUAACCCCUGACACAACCAACAUGUUACAUUCUACAAAUGAUGUUAGCAAAGGAGAAUCUUCUAGGAUAAACUGCCAAGUUGCUGACAUUGUUGAUCACAUUGAAAAAAAUAUGGAAUUUCUAAAUGAAAAUUUGGAACCUAUUGAGAACAAAAUUUCUGAUUUAGAGGAUGGUUUUCUGUCAAAAAAUGAAGAAGCAGGAUCAGAGGAUUCUGCUAGUGAACAGUCAGAGGACGAUAGUGAUUUAGAAUUAAAGAAUCCAAAAACUAAAGAAAUAUUUAAUAGUAAUCAGAAUGACGAAAUAAUUGAAAACCCCAUUCCAAACUGGCUGUUAGAUAGUGCACGAAAGGGCAGUAUUCAGCCUUGUGUUAUAGAUAUUUUAGUUUUAAAUCAAUAUAUUGUCCCACCACAAGUUGAAGACUUUAAUCUCUCAUCUGCACAAUUUAUCAGUUUAAAAAUAUUAAACGCUACAGUAGGGUUGCUGUUGGGAAAAUGUGACAAUUUGGUCAAAUAUUGGGUCAGAACUGGUUCACAUUUAGACUGGUUCACUGUUGAACCAAUCCACGAAACAGCUAGUUUAAAGUUUCCUCCAUGUGGUUCUAUCUUGGAAAUAAGUGAAUCUCUCCGUAGAGCCGUGAUUUUGGAAGUAGCUGAGGUCGACCUUGAUUUAACCUUGCUACCAAGAGAAUGGCACUUAUUCGUUAUAGCUCUUGUUUAUUGGUUGAAGAACAUGGAGGAACCCAUGGUCACUGAGAGCCACCUCCACACAAUGGUGAUGUGUUUGGUUACGAUAUUUACUCUUGAUAGUCACAUCGGAGUGCACAGAAACAGGCAGACUUUCAAAAAAAAGUACAAGAACUUUGUCAAUCGAGUUAUUGAAAAUAGAUGUAAAGAAAAGGGUGUGCAGCAAAAUUUAAAUAAAAGUUGCCCAUCCCUCAUAAAAAACAAAAGUGAAAUAACUAAUCCAAAGAAGGAGCUAGAAAAUGUUUCUCACGACGAUUGUGUCUUGAUGUUUGAAUCAAUUUUACCAUAUCACCACUUAAGUGAAGAAAUCACAGCUAAACCCAAGCUGUUCUGCGUUACCACUGUGCAUGCUUUUUCGCAAUUUCAGAGUUGUCUGUUUAAUUUAGUAGUUCUGAACUCCGUUCUGGGGUUUCCACUUCAAGAAACUUGCAUCUCCAAACUGUUCUCUGGGACCUUCGUGUACAACAUGUUUACCAAUCUGUCCAAACGUAAUAACAUCAGUGCGUAUAUAGAAACAUUCUUUCAAAAUUCUCCAUCUUUACUAAGGUUGUACAAAUCACUGAUAAAUGUACUAGAAGGUUUGUUGACUGAUGUCAAACUUUAUAGAAAGCCAGUAAAGUCACAAAAAAAGAAGAAGAUAAAAGUCAAUCUCAGUGAUGUAGAAACUUUACAUACAGAAGAAGAAGAGGAAGUAGUAGUAGAGGAAAAUGGAUUUUUAGAUGUAAACAAUAAGUUUUCAGUGUUGUCCUUGGAAGAAUGAACUAAUUCAUUAUAAAUACUUCUGGGUUUUAGCAUAUUUAUUGAACUGAUAUUAAGUUAAAUCUGUCUAAUAUUUUCAAGACAGUUUUUAAACUUAAGUUUAUAAGUUUAAUUCUAGUGGAGUUAUUCAAAGCAAAAAUUCCAACAAUUUCUUAGUGUAAGUAUUGCUUUAAGCAAAAUGUACAGCAAUGAUAUUUAUAGAUACAAAUUUUAAGCUGUUUGCUCUAUGUUUUUCUUGUUAAACUUUUUAAGAAGCAUAAGAAGAAUUACUUUAUUCUUUUGUAUUAAGAUAUACCAAAGUUUUACAAGAGGUAUUUUGAAUGAAUUAUAGAAUGAAUGUUCAAAAUGAAUUAGAAAUGUACUUGUAAUAAGUAGAUUUUGUACUUCUUUCAUUCUGUAAAAAUAAAGGCUAUGCCAACAUUGUAAAGAGAUUGAGCGAGCGAACUAAUGGCUGUUCAACAAUAAAGAUGUUUUUGAACUAA